This is a messenger RNA of Diabrotica balteata, 1017 nucleotides long. Lineage: Eukaryota; Metazoa; Arthropoda; Insecta; Coleoptera; Chrysomelidae. The record is from the annotation of a GenBank genome assembly.
GAACCUUUUUCUUUAGGUUAGUAAAAGUACGUGACAUUAUAUUUUACAAAUUAAACAAUAUUGUAUUUUUGUAGUCAUCGCCUGGAAAUAAUCACUUUUUAAGAUUAACAAUGCCAGCAGCCGACGAAAUAAAGUCCAGCUGGGCUGACGAGGUAGAAUUAGAAGGAGGUGCCUUGCCACCACCCAGUGAAGUCUUCGAAAAUGGUUUCAAGAUUGUUACUGAAUAUAAAUACAAUGAAGACGACAAGAAAGUUAAAAUUGUCAGGACGUACAAAAUUGAGAAGCGUGUUGUAUCCAAGUCAAUUGCUCUCCGUAAAACAUGGAAAAAGUUUGGUGAUGUUGCCAAUGAUAAACCUGGUCCGAAUCCCGCGACUACCAUCGUAGCCGAAGACGUUUAUAUGCAGUAUAUCACUAGUAAGGAAGAAGAUAAUAAGCAGGAUGAAGAUUCUUUGGACAAAUUGAAAGGAAUGGGUGAUAAGAAAUUCUUUAAAUGUCGUACAUGUAAUGGUGAGCAUUGGACUACAAAAUGUCCAUGGAAGGACACUAUGUUUGUUGGUGGAAAGCCACCAGAUGAUAAGAAAAUAUCAGCUGUUGGAGGUGCAGCUGUUGGUGAGACUGGCAAACAAGGUUCCAAAUAUGUACCUCCUAAUUUGAGAGAUGGAGGUGUGAAGAGAACUGAUGGGUCUAAUGUAGCUAAACGAGAUGAUAGUUCCUGUGCUAUCAGAAUUGCCAAUUUGAGUGAAUCCACAACUGAAACUGAUUUAGAAGAUCUGGUCAAACAAUUUGGACCAAUUCAAAAAUUGUAUUUAGCAAAAGACAAGAUAACUGGUGGAUGUAAAGGAUUUGCUUAUAUACAUUUCAAAUUUCGUUCUGAUGCAGCAAAGGCGAUCGCAAUGCUUCAUGGACAUGGUUAUGAUCAUCUUAUUCUCACUGUUGAUUGGUCCAAGCCAUCACCAAAUUCUAACCAAUAAUUGUAUCAUCAGGUUUUUGAAUAAUAAAAAGUUUUUGAGUAAUUAA